AUGGACUAUACCUCUGGACAGGAGAUACACAAGGCAUCGUCUGCUAUUCUGCCACUUCCCGAGGACGUCGUCGCACAGAUCAAAUCUUCCACUACAAUCACCAACCUCAAUCAAGUAGUUCUUGGCUUGUUCGAAAACUCCCUGGAUGCACAGGCAACAAAGGUUGACGUUUUCGUUGACUUCCGUCGAGGCGGUUGUACAGUUGAAGACAAUGGUAUCGGCAUCUUGCCCUCGGAGUUUCGUGAAACUGGAGGUCUGGGUCGCGUGUACCACACAUCCAAGCAGAAGGAUAACACACAACGUGGAAUUCAUGGUGGUCAAGGAACGUUUCUGGCAUCCAUAGGAGCACUCUCGCUUCUUACCAUCACAUCUCGGCAUGCUCAGCACUACUCCCAUAAUACUCUGAGCCUCCAUCGAUCGAAAGCGAUCUCCAGAAUGACUCCUACACCACCUCAGAAUGAGAUUCGCACUACCACUGGUCAUGGUACACGCGUGUCAGUCAGAGAUUUGUUCGGCAACAUGCCUGUAAGGGUAAAGCAACGAGCCAUUGCUGAUGAAGGAGGUCUUGAAACUGAAAGACAAUGGCAAGCUCUGAAGAUUGGACUGGUGGGCUUGCUUCUACCAUGGAACCGUCGCGUCGCCGUCAAAGUCACAGAUUUGAACAAUCCAGAAAAGACCAUCGUCAUCAACACAGGAUCACAUUACACGCCGAAUGCUCUGAGCGAGAGGAAUUUGAACCUCUUGAAUAAGAAGAUGCCAGACUUCGAUCAAAGUUCUGUCUUGAGUAUCCUAUCUCAAUCCGGUAUCAUUUCGACCGACUCCAAAAGUAGCUGGAUACCAGUAUCUGCAUCGACUUCUUCGGUCACAAUCAAAGGACUCAUAUCAAUGGAACCGGCGCCUAGUAAGAUCGCCCAAUUCAUGUCUAUCGGUUCCAUUCCUUGUCUGGACGAGAAUAGACACAAUGGGCUCUAUGAAGCGGUCAGCCGACUNUUUGCUCAGUCCAAUUUUGGUCACGUAUACGACGAGUCUGGAUUUGACGAGGCAGAGAUGGAACGUCGACAGCACGAUCGACGAUACAAAAAGGAUGGCCCGACGAACAGACAGCUUUUAGGCGGCAGGAAGGGAGUAGAUCGCUGGCCCAGAUUCUAUUUCCGUAUCGAUUUGAAGAUCGACGAGAGCAAACAGCACGUUAGCAACCUCAGUGACAUACAUCUCAAGAACAUCAUCAACGUCCUCGAGAGCUUGACCACGCAUUGGUUGGAAGCGAACAACUUCCGACCAAAGAGGAUAGGACAAAAGCGAAAGCAAGUCGUGGAUGAAGUUGAAAGGUCAAGCCAGACAGCCUGUGAUGUUCUAGCGCCAGAUACCAACAGCCGGUCUUCGUCUGCUCCCUUGCAAUUCGCCCCCGGCAGCAGGACUCGCCCCUCAAACCAAGCCGACAACACGAGCACAAACAGCCGAAGCUCUAAGAGAGUGCGGCCAUUACCAUCGACAGACAUGGCGGCACCAACAAUGCCUUUUACAGACUGGAGCCGUAUCAAGAGCGCCCAACCACAGAUGUAUGACAGGAUCUGGAAUUGCAAAAUACCACAAGCAAGACAAUCCACCGCAAGUGAGUCAACAGUGCAGGAGACAAGCUAUAUGCCAGAACCCCCUGCCACGAUCGAGGUGGAAGCUAUUGAUGCGAAUCAAUUUGGACUUGCACAUGACAGCUCGCGCGAGGUGACAGCGCCUCAAGAAUUGGACCACAUCCAAUGUGGAGAGACAUACAUUGACUGGAUCGAUCUGAAGACAAAUCAGAGGCACCAUAUCAACGCACGUACAGGCAUCAUGAUGCCAGAAAAGGUACAUCGGCCGGUCUCCAAUACUGCAUACCCAGUCAGAUCUACUGCUGCUGUGGACUCCCGCUUAUCAUCGUUCGGCAAGCCUCUUGUCCUAGAGCGAAGGAAGACCUUUACGCCACCCACAGUUGAGGCGAUCUCGACUGCUGAGUCCAGUUCAUCUUGGCUUCAACGAUUCCUUCAAACAUGGAAGAACCCGAUUUUCGAAUCUCAGCCAGAACAAGCAAUACCAACGGCUAGUUGUUGUGGGCCAGAGCAACAAGCACUUCACACGCAUGAUCUUCAUGGACAACGUGCCAUAGCUGACUCGUUCUCGCGUGCUGGAACGACUGAUACAAGUCGACUGUCAAAAUCCGCCUUGCCGUAUGCGCAUGUCAUUUCGCAAGUCGACGACAAGUUCAUAUUAAUGAAACUUCCAGAUUUGGCAGGGUCGAAGUCGCAAGAGCUCGAUCGUUCUAGGCAGUUGCUGGUGCUGAUGGACCAACAUGCGGCAUCGGAACGCUGUAUCCUCGAAGUGCUACUCAGAGAACUCUGCAUACCGGCUCAAGGGACUUCAGUCAUCAAAUCCAAACUUGGCUGUAUAUCCAGUAUAAUCACGAAUCCGGUAAACAAGCCGCUACAUUUUCAAAUUCCAUUGGAAGAAGAAGCAUUGUUCAGAGCUCACGCUGGAAAUUUUGCACACUGGGGCAUCCUCUACGAUAUCAUUUUGCAUACACCAGAGCCGCCUCGCCUGAACAUCUUGACAUUACCACCAGGAAUAUCUGAACGCUGCAAAGCCGAUCCAAGGAUACUCAUCGAGCUUCUUCGCGGCGAGAUAUACACGCUUGCUGAGAGCAGCAGCAAAAACAUCACUCAUCUGGACUUGGCAGAUACAGAUACGAAUCAUGCAUGGCUCAGACGUCUUGGCUCUUGUCCCAAAGGGUUACUCCAACUUUUAAACUCUCGUGCUUGCAGAAGUGCCAUCAUGUUCAAUGAUAAAAUGACUCUUGAGCAAUGUCAGCGAUUGGUGGAAGAGCUUGCCGGAUGCGCCUUUCCGUUCAUGUGUGCGCAUGGAAGAAACAGUAUGGUGCCGUUAGUCUAUGUUGGCGGAGAAGAUGGGUAUACGCAGGAGAGCUUGGGUGGGUUUGGUGGAGAGGAAGAGAGAAGCGGAGGAUUUGCGAGCGCUUAUAAGAGGUGGAGAAAGAAGGCUGAAUGA
Messenger RNA from Aureobasidium uvarum, 3036 nucleotides. Lineage: Eukaryota; Fungi; Ascomycota; Dothideomycetes; Dothideales; Saccotheciaceae. The record is from the annotation of a GenBank genome assembly.